This is a messenger RNA of Lingula anatina, 671 nucleotides long. RefSeq names its product ribonuclease P protein subunit p20-like. Gene Ontology annotation, biological process: tRNA 5'-leader removal. The record is from RefSeq and is a predicted model, not a curated record. Gene Ontology annotation, molecular function: nucleic acid binding. Lineage: Eukaryota; Metazoa; Brachiopoda; Lingulata; Lingulida; Lingulidae. Gene Ontology annotation, cellular component: ribonuclease MRP complex; nucleolar ribonuclease P complex; nucleus.
UAUGGCAGCGCCCAAAAUACACCCCAUACACUGUUUGUGUAAUCGUCUACUCGUUUAAAUACAACGCGAAUGCUAGAAGCAGAUGGUUAAAGUGCUCAGGUUGCAUUCUUUAACAAUCAAGCAAAGAAAAAACUUUAAAAAGAUGGCAGAGUCUAAGGGAAAGCAACAGAACAAAUCAAAGGACACCAUUAGUCCAGGAAUCAAGACGGAUAUACAAGAACUUAUAGAAAAGGAGGAACAUGCACUGAGAAAGAGACUCCCUGUAAAAUUACCAAAAAGGAAAAAUGAUAUUUAUGUACAUCGCAAAACAGACUUCAGCGCACAGAUGCUGAGGUGUCAAAAACUGCUUGACGCAGGUUGUAAUAUGAUAUUCAUUCAUGGCAUUGGCAUGGCAGUCAAUAGAGCCAUUAAUCUUGCAAUGCAACUCAAUGAAUUGGAACAUGGGACUCUGGAAAUGGAGGUGAAUACAUCAACUGUUGAACUUUCCAGUGACCUUGAUGCAAAUAUAGAUGACCUUGACCCAGAUUCACGUGGAGGAAUUAACUCUGCUGUUCACAUUAGAUUGUUCAGGUUAAAGAAAACAGAAUCAAGUCAAAAGCAAGGCACCCGAUAGGUUUUGCAAUUAUUGUAUAUAUAUUUAAAUCUAUAUAAAAAGGAACAUGCAUAUUGUU